Messenger RNA from Dendrobium catenatum, 1518 nucleotides. Its product is annotated as 3-ketoacyl-CoA synthase 2-like. Gene Ontology annotation, cellular component: membrane. Lineage: Eukaryota; Viridiplantae; Streptophyta; Magnoliopsida; Asparagales; Orchidaceae. The coding region runs from base 1 to 1353 and encodes 450 amino acids. The record is from RefSeq and is a predicted model, not a curated record. The transcript has 2 exons. Gene Ontology annotation, molecular function: acyltransferase activity, transferring groups other than amino-acyl groups. Gene Ontology annotation, biological process: fatty acid biosynthetic process.
AUGAGCUUUUUCUUCACUCUGGUCCUCCUCCUCUUGGUCGUCGUCGUCCUCCUCUUUCUCCUCUUCCAGCUCCUACUGAGCCGCCACAACACAAUCCUCCUCAUCGACUUCGCCUGCCACAAAGCCACCGAAUCGUGCAGCCAAACUCACCAAGCCUACGUCGAACGCAGCAUAGUUCUCGGAACCUUCACCAAAGACAAUGUGGCCUUCCAAAAACGGAUUUUGGAGAGGUCCGGCGUCGGCCACUCCACUUACUUCCCGGAGGCGGUGGCGAGAAUACCGCCGGCCUUGUUCAUAGCGGAGGCCAGGAAGGAGGCGGAGAUGAUGAUAUUCGGUGCUGUGGAUCGACUGUUGGAGAAGACCGGAGUUGAUGUGAGGAAGGAGAUCGGUAUUUUGGUGGUUAACUGUAGCUUGUUCGGGCCGACGCCUUCUCUGUCGGCCAUGAUUGUGAACAAGUAUAAGAUGAGGGAGGAUGUGGCGAGCUUUAAUCUUAGUGGGAUGGGAUGCAGCGCUGGUGUUAUCUCCAUUGAUCUCGCUCGCCACCUUCUCAAGGUGAGGCCGAACAGCUACGCUCUCAUAGUCAGCACCGAAAACCUAACCCUCCAUGGCUACUACGGCAACAACCGUCCUAUGCUCGUCACCAACUGCCUCUUCCGUAUGGGCGCCGCCGCCGUCCUCCUCUCCAACCGCCGCUCCGAUCUCCACCGCGCCAAGUACUCUCUAUCCGACCUGAUCCGCACUCACAGAGGCUCCGACGACUCCUCCUAUCUCUGCGUCUCUCAGGAAGAAGACGAUCAGGGCAAAGUAGGCGUUUCCCUUUCCAAAGACCUAAUGUCCGUCGCCGGCGGCGCCCUGAAGGCCAACAUCACCGCCCUCGGCCCCCGCGUCCUCCCCUUGUCCGAACAACUCCGCUUCGCCUUUUCCCUAAUCUCAACCAAAUGCUUCGGCCCACACUCAUCAGUUUCGAAACCCUAUGUGCCGGAUUUCAAAAAAGCCUUCGAGCACUUCUGCAUCCACGCCGGAGGAAGGGCGAUAUUAGACGAACUGGAGAAAAGAUUGGAUCUUGGAAGCUGGCAGAUGGAGCCGUCGAGGAUGACUCUGUACAGAUUCGGCAACACUUCGAGCAGCUCGUUGUGGUAUGAAUUAGGGUAUUCGGAGGCGAAGAACAGGGUUAAGAAAGGGGAUAGGGUCUGGCAAAUCGGAUUUGGUUCUGGAUUUAAGUGCAACAGUGUGGUUUGGAAGGCGCUGAGAGAUAUAAAUCCAAAGGGGAGCUAUCCAUGGCUGGAGGAGAUUGAUAAGUUCCCUGUUGAUGUGCCCAAGGUUGAAACCAUUAACUGUACUAUCACCACAUAGAUUACUUCUUCUUUUCUUUUCUUUUCUUUUUUUUUAAAUUAGGGUUAGGGUUUAGUGAUUUAUCUUAAGAGGUUGUUUGGUGGGAGUAUGUUUUGCUGAUUAGAUUAAUGAAUUUUAAUUAUUGAAUUAAGUGCAAGGUUAGUUAGACCAGCUAUUGUACCAUGA